AUGUCGAGGCACUCAGCUUUUCCAGCAAGCCUCUAUCGAUUUCAGAUACACCGCGACUCGAGGCUUUAUGACAGAGCUUCUAAACGAGAUGACUGGCAAUAUGAGGAUGGAAUAGAGGUUAAUGCGGACGGCUUGGUACACCCAAAUAUAACUGCAGAUUGUAUGCCAAUGCCACUUCAUGUGCUUUACCUGCUAACCUAUUUAGUUUCGAAUGGCGCAUUAUUCAUGCCAAAUACGCACUACAUGCAAGAGGUCACACGGAUAUCGAACGAUCAUUACUUGGAAGACGUAGAAAGUGGUGAUCCCGCCGCCGAAGCUCAUUAUUUGUGCAUGCCUCAAGGUACCGCUAUUCCAAAGUCGUUGAUUCUUUUCCGUGAGCGUACUUCUCGCUUCUCUCUACAACCUGCGCAUCCCAUAUCACUUGAUGACCUCAACAAAAUCCUAACUCAUUUUUAUCUCGAAUUUGGGCGCACGUUCAAUCCAGACGCUUGGCUUGAGAUGAACUACCAUGAGGCAUUUGUUGAUGACCAAGAGGAGUGGAUGCGCCACUAA
This is a messenger RNA of Penicillium concentricum, 552 nucleotides long. RefSeq lists its product as uncharacterized. The record is from RefSeq and is a predicted model, not a curated record. The transcript is spliced from 3 exons. Bases 1 to 552 code for a protein of 183 amino acids. Lineage: Eukaryota; Fungi; Ascomycota; Eurotiomycetes; Eurotiales; Aspergillaceae.